Messenger RNA from Synchiropus splendidus (mandarinfish), 2428 nucleotides. RefSeq names its product tubby protein. Gene Ontology annotation, cellular component: cilium. The coding region runs from base 114 to 1820 and encodes 568 amino acids. Gene Ontology annotation, biological process: protein localization to cilium. The record is from RefSeq and is a predicted model, not a curated record. The transcript has 12 exons. Lineage: Eukaryota; Metazoa; Chordata; Actinopteri; Syngnathiformes; Callionymidae.
CAGACUGUCAGAUGGAGCUGCUCUAAAACUAACUGCACUGUUUCAAUGUGGUGCUCCAAUUAUUGAAUGCUUUUUAGUUCUUACAGUUGUUUAUCUAGUAACCUGGCGUAGCCAUGGAGGAACCGGACAUUCGGCAGCAGAAACUGGACAACCAGAGAUCCCUGUUGAUGAAGAAGCAGCAAAAGAAAAGGGCAGACACUCAAAUGGUGGUAGCAAAUCGAGACACCCGGCAAAAGACACGGAAACACAAAGCCGCCCGUUCAGACGAGACCCCGCUGCUGAUCAGCCAGUCCCUCAGCAGCGCCUCCCUGACCGGAGAGGAUCAAGUGGAGCACGCACAUGACAACCCGCUGGAUGAGAUCACGCUGGGGGAAUGUGAGCCCAUGGCAACAAUGAUAUUAGAGGAAAUAUGUGCUGAGAAGCCUGCUACUCCCAGAAAUAUGAAUUUUGACAUUGACCAAGAGGAGGAUGAAGAGGAGGAGGAGGAGGAGGAACUGGUGAAGGUGGACAAGGAGGCCUCUCAGCAUGGAACAAAGGCAAAGAAGAAGGACUUGAAAAAGGAACGAUCAAAAGAAGAGGAGCAAAGUGACGAAAGGGAAAAGCCAAAAAAAGAGAAAAAAACAAAGAAGAAAGACAAAGGGAAGGAGUCAGAAGACAGCCAGGCGACCAAGAAGACCAAGAAACAUGCACGAACAAAGAAGAGCAACAAAGAGGCUUCACAUGGUGUGGAUGGGUCCGUUGGAGAAGAAGCAAGUCCUGAGAGCAGACGCAGUGGAAGCGAUGAGGAGGAAGACAAACCUCUGAAAGCAGCCUCCCAGUCCGCCAGUAAGAACAAAAGACUGGACACCACCAGGUGCCAAAUUAGUGACGAGAGCAAAGACGAGGACGUGCAGAAGGAAAAGAGGGAGGGGAAGAAUACAAAAGGAGAGAAGUCUGCGUCCAGUCUCGCCUCACUCAACACUAAUUUCAAAGACGGAUCCUCGUCUGGCUGUGAAUCCAACGACAGAACAACAUCUCCGAUAUCUGUGGAAGAUCUGGAGAAGUUUGCUCUGCAACCCGCACCGAGAGAUGUAACCAUACAAUGUCGAGUGACCAGAGACAGGAGGGGGAUGGAGAAGGGUCUUUACCCCACAUACUACCUCCACCUGGAGAAGGAGGAUGGCAAGAGGGUGUUUCUCAUGGCAGGCAGAAAACGGAAGAAGUGCAAAACGUCCAAUUACCUCAUCUCCACAGAUCCCACCAAUCUGUCCAGAGACACCAGCAGCUACAUCGGGAAGCUACGGUCCAACGUUCUGGGCACGAGGUUCACUGUGUUUGAUGGAGGCGAAAACCCUGAGAAAAAGCCAUUCAUCCAAGAGUGUGAAGCUCUGCGGCAAGAGCUGGCAGCCAUUUGUUAUGAGACAAACGUUCUUGGAUUCAGAGGUCCGAGGAAGAUGACCGUCAUCAUCCCAGGAAUGCUGGAGAGUGAGGAAAGAGUUACAAUUUGUCCCAAGAAUUUCAGCGUCCCUCGCCAGGAGCAGGAGACACUGCUGGCCCGCCAUGCCAGCCACAACACUGACAAACUGGUGACUCUUGUGAACAAGUCUCCCAGCUGGAAUGAACAGACUCAGUCGUACGUGUUGAACUUCCAUGGUCGGGUCACCCAGGCGUCAGUGAAGAACUUUCAGAUCAUCCACCCUGACAAUGAUGACUACAUAGUGAUGCAGUUCGGACGCGUUGCUGAGGACGUCUUCUCCAUGGAUUACAGCUUCCCUAUGUGCGCCCUUCAAGCCUUCGCCAUCACCCUUUCUUCAUUUGACGGCAAACUGGCCUGUGAGUGACCUGAGCUGGUGCUCAACUGCUGGACCGGACCAAACUUCAUAAUCUUGCACCACGCAAAGUGCAAUAUAUACAUAAUAAAGUGUAGCUCAUUUUUGUAUCAAAUGGGGUCCAUGGUCAUUUACUGUUACUGUUCAAGAAACACCAAAGUUGUGACCACUCACUACGCAAACCUCAAGUGACGCAAUAUUUGGGGACGAAUGAUUUAUUUUCAGCUGAGUUCAGUAUGUAUUUCACUCACAAUUGACGAGCUGUGUGUAAAUACAUCCCAUCUUACCUCAGUUUAAGAUCACCGCCUCUUUCUUCAGGUGUGCUGGUGUUGUCUUGUACGAGUUAAAAAUUUGGAAAUACAGGGGAAAAAAAUUGAACACAAGAUUCUGGAGAGCCUUUACACUCCCUUCCAUUACAGUACACAACUUUCUUUUUCUCAAGAAAAACCCAUUUACUUAAUGACUGGUUGCGAUUUGUUCAAGCGCAUUUCACGUCCAUCAACACACACAGUUGCAACCUCCACAAAGCUACACCCUAACUACAGCCUUUAACUCGGGUCUAAAACAACUUAAAAUGUGUCUUUACUUGCUCCGGUUUUGAACGUAAAAUUAGUCACUGA